This is a messenger RNA of Plectropomus leopardus (leopard coralgrouper), 606 nucleotides long. Lineage: Eukaryota; Metazoa; Chordata; Actinopteri; Perciformes; Serranidae. The record is from RefSeq and is a predicted model, not a curated record.
UCAGGUGGCAGAGAAGCAAAACCAGUCUUCAGACAGGUCUCGAGCAAAAGCACAUGGCAGUGAUAGCCAACCAGCAGCUCCCAUCAGCACCAGUGACUGCCUCAAACCUGUGGAAGUGGACUCUUCUGCUUCUCCAGAAACACAGGGUGAUAGAACUGACUCUGAGCCAGAGAAAAAGCCUGUUGAGCAGGAAUCGGAGCAGGAUACUCUGAUCAGCCGGCAGCUUGAAUCAAGAGAGGCGGGUUCGAUACUAGUUGCUGGCAUGGCUGCCAAACAAGGCCAUUCACCCGAUCCAGCCCAGAGGCAGGGCAGCUGUGACGGAGAGGAGAAGCGGGACCAGUCCAAGGAGGAGCCCCCUCUGGAAAUGAAACAACAAGCCCCGGAGCCGAUGGUAAACCUGCAGUUUGUGAAGAAUGAUUCAUACGAGAAGGGCACGGACCUGAUGGUGGUCAAUGUUUAUAUGAAGGGGAUCUGCAGGGACACGGCCAGGGUCAUCUUCAGGGAACAAGACUUCACCCUCAUCUUCCAGACAAGUGAUACCAACUUUCUGCGGCUUCAUCCAGACUGUGGACCAAACACAGUCUUCAAGUGGCAAGUCAAACUCAG